This is a messenger RNA of Miscanthus lutarioriparius, 1317 nucleotides long. The record is from the annotation of a GenBank genome assembly. NCBI's taxonomy places the organism in Eukaryota, Viridiplantae, Streptophyta, Magnoliopsida, Poales, Poaceae.
AUGAGGAAACGUAGCUCCCAUGUGCAACAUUGUCAUAAUAGGAUUCCUCCUAGCUUUUUCCAUGAUCGAGCCCACGAUUUAUAUGAUCAUAUCGGAGUAUAUAAUAACGUAAAGACCAAGUUUCAGCCAUCAGAUGACAUACCCUCAUCAGAUUUGCUCAUUUGCAUAGAUUCAUCUUAUUGCACGCAAGACGCGACGGGCCAUGGCGCCGUCACGCACAGGCCGACUGUUGCCGCCGCCGGAAACAACGACGCCGGCGUGCACGCUUCCUUACGACCUUGUCCUCGAGAUAGUUGCGCGGUCGGACGUCGUCACGGUCGUCUGCUCCGCCGCGACAUCCUCAGCCCGGCCUUCAUCCGCCGCGUCUGCCAGCACGGACCAAACGGCGGCAUCGUGCCCCCGUUCCUCGUCGGCUACCUCCGCGUCCACAACAACGCGGGGGAGAAGAGGACGUCCUGCUUCUCCCUGGUGCACCCGGCGACGCCCGCCGCGACGUCCUUCUCCGAGGACCACCUGGCGCCGUUCCUGUCCCGCAGAGCCGCCGCCGACCUCAGUAGACGAUACAUGCCCCAGACGUCGCGGAACGGCCUCGCCGUGCUCCGCCGCGGGUCGUCGGCCAUCUGCGUGUACGACCCCAUGACCGGCAAACGGGCGUACCUCUCGCGUCCGCUGGACAUUUGCCGGUAUGGGGUUUGCACGUACGUCCUGCUCACCGCUGCGGACGGCAUCGGCUGCUCCUUCUUUCUCCUCGCCACGGAUUCGAGCUUUUCCUGCAUCCAGCUGUGCCGUCGUCCUCGACGGCUUGGGAGCCCCCCGAACAUUUACAUCCUCACCUACGAUGUCCCUCGACAUGGCACGCGCGCGGCGACGACGACAGGGUCGAUUGAGGUCCCCAAGGCCUGCCUGCCGGGCCGCUGCGAAGAGUCUGAUCUCCACCUGACGUCGUCGCCGAACGGGAGGCUGUGCUUGCUCGUCGCCGACAGGUUCACCAUAUCGAUCUGGCUGCUGUCCGGCAGCACCGAUUGGGCACGGCAGUCUGUGAUCGACACGGAGGCCAUCGUUCGGUCCAUGUCGCCCAAGCUGCUGCAGUCUGAGUGGCCUAGCAAGGUGGACUUCGUGAGGUCAGCGGGGUUGAGGAGCGGAGCAGUCUUGCUACGGCCCUUCAUGAGCUGGGAUUUCCUGGAUGACAAGGGUGAAAAGGGGCUCCUCCUCCUCGACGUCGGCACGGAGGAGAUGCGCAGAGUUGACAAGAAGGAAGGCUUCCCUUACGAGGUCGACAUGGAGGCACGGCUGUCAGCCAUGAAAAUCUUCGACUAG